Molecule: messenger RNA, 2493 nt
Organism: Blastomyces dermatitidis ER-3
Lineage: Eukaryota; Fungi; Ascomycota; Eurotiomycetes; Onygenales; Ajellomycetaceae
Exons: 4
Coding region: 1-2493 (830 amino acids)
Biological process (GO): regulation of DNA-templated transcription
Molecular function (GO): DNA-binding transcription factor activity
Source: RefSeq, a predicted model, not a curated record
AUGUCCACCAUAUACAUAUGCCAUGCCUAUGCCAUGCCUAUUUGCAAUGGACUAGCCAGGAAGCUGUUCAAAUUCAGCUGGCAGCAUGAUAGACGCCUUCUCGGUCCAAGAUUGUCUAUCCAGGCGUGUAUUGCUAGGAUUGCAGAAGCUCGAAUGAAGUCGUAUCAGAAAUAUCGAUUACAGCAAUUGCCUAACUUCGAAAAGAUAUCAAUUAAAUUCAAGAAUAAACUGGGCAAUACCGGAUUCUCCAAGAAUUUUCUAGCAAGUUCGGACAGCGAGUUGCAGCGAAUAACAACGAAGAUUAAUGGCCCAGAAGCAGUUGGCUGGCACCGAGAACAUCGUCCUAACGAAGGUCAAAGUACCGCCGGCCAAGGUCAAGUCCACCUCACCUCACCUCCUGAGUCCGGCCUGAACACGCCCCCAGCACUGGUGUGGAUCACUUGCAACACAGCUGGGAUGGACCGGCAAAGAAUAAAAACGACGGACUGUGCAACGAUCGUUCAGCGGAAGCCAUUCACACCACACCUCCUGGGGGGCUUUAAGCUCGCUGCCCAAUUGUCGGCCGCCGGGUCCACUAUCACGCCCUCAACCAUUCUCGUGGGCACGUUUCCAUGCAUCGGUAGCCCAGCAUCUGAGGGUUUAGGCGCUGUUUUGUCCUUUUCUCACCACCGCUGGCUCUCGCAGAAUCGCGCUCGCCAAGCGCAUUGUUUCUCACCAAGCCCAUCCCUUCCGUGGUCCCCGCUUUUGGCCUUCAUCGUGGCUGCGCUCGGAAUCCGCACUUUUCCCCAAACGCACCUCGACUACACAAGGGCUACAGCUGUACAAGCCCGUGACUAUACCUUUAACGGAUUCUACCAAAACCAGAGUCAGUUGCCCUCCCUCUCUUAUCUUCGACCGUCUGAGAGCCGGAGCAUUCAAGAGGGAGGGAAGGAUCGUCCAUGUUCCGCUCCACGCAAUCUAUCCCUCGGUGGAGUGCAGGAGCUUAUGUCGAAACGGCCACAUGCAUCAGAUUUUCUGUCCGGCAGCCCGUCUCGCCGCGUACGCAAAACUGUCGCGACAACCGAAUUAUCCCCCCGGAGCCGGAAUGAUGGGACUGUUGAACCCCUAGAGCCACAACAAACUAGGGACAGCGGCCCUGCUCCAUUGACGGGGAGGACGGGCUCCCCAGAUCCGACAUGGCGAACGGCGACAACCCGCUCCAUAGGGAUGCAUGCUAUUCUUAAUCCUUCUCACACCUUAGCUACGGGACCCUCCGCCCACCAGAUGAAUCGCGAUAUUCCAGAACCCACCCCAUCGACAUCCCCCUCCCCAUCGACCAACCCACACGCCACACCAACCUCAGCGGGAUUAACCCCCCAAUCAGACCGUUCAGUAUCACAACAUGACCGUACGAUGUAUUCCCCUCUACCACAACGUCAUAUCCUUACGGCAAGGUCGCCUGGAGUACAUGCUCCAAGCAUUGGGCCCAGCUAUGGCCCCGCCCGUGGAACUAUGACUGUGGAGCACAAUCCGUUUCUCCCUCCGCAACAACCAUAUGGAGAUACCGCCAUGCGACCAACAAUGGAAGCCCCGCCCUCAAUGCGAUAUUCUCUAUCUCAUCCAUCCGUUCCUUCGGCCACACUCCCUAUCGAUCCGCGCCCGAUAACUGGACGACAAGGAUCUGGGCCUCAAAUUACAGCUCCAGGUACAACCCACUCAGCGUACAGUCCGUUAAUCCAAGGUUCGCAUGUCCCAGCGUCAACCAAUUUGCUUCAACAGCCAGUUCCCUCUCUAUCUCAGCCUACAGGGGCCUCAUUUAUUGGAGACGAUAAUCGGAGUAGAACGCCACAGGACGGCGGAUCUAGUUAUACGUUUGUGGGCGGACAAAGCAAGUUUGCUUCACCCAGGGAUAUUCAGUCACGACUGAGCGUCCCGGUUGAUUUUGAUUCUGGGUCACGAAAGGCAGCUGAGAAACGACUGAAGAAUAGUGAUGCAUCCAAGCGGUUCAGGGAGAGGAAAAAAGUAAACGAGAAGGAAAUGAAACAGGAAGUGGAAAGACAAAAGGACGACAUUAAAUUCUUGACAGAAGAGAGAAACUUCUACCGCGCCGAGCGGGACUUUUUCAGAACACUUUACGACAGAGAGGUUGGUUUGCAUCGUAUACCACCGCGACCUACAUCUCCUCGGCUUCGCCAGUCAUCUGCCCCUGUUUCUGAAUCGGAAACUGAACAGCAGUUCCAUGACCGCCGUGAAGGACUAGGUAGUGAGGGACAUGUGCGCCAGCGGACGAGUUCUGCUCCAACCAGACUGCCUUUGCCCCCCAUGUCACCGGCUCAACCGAACCCAUACCCUACCUCUUGGAGCACUUCGACUUCAGCGACGCCCGUCUCUCAACCGGCGCGGUCCGGUCCACCCUAUAACUAUCCUACGUCAUGUGUUCCUCCCGAGACUUCCUUGCCUCCUAUACAAUCCCCCGGAGAACCGCAAGAUAGGAGCUGGAAUUCUGGCACUUAG